Molecule: messenger RNA, 1342 nt
Organism: Nematostella vectensis (starlet sea anemone)
Lineage: Eukaryota; Metazoa; Cnidaria; Anthozoa; Actiniaria; Edwardsiidae
Exons: 2
Coding region: 21-1208 (395 amino acids)
Source: RefSeq, a predicted model, not a curated record
AUGAUGAGGUGCUCCAGGAGAUGCAUCAACUCCUGCACGAGGCCGCUGACCUCUACACUACUCCCUCACACGACACGUUCAGUCACAGUAGCACUAUCGGGCACCUUGAGGGUGGGAGCAUCCAUGAGUAUUUGGUGGACCUGAAGGACCUUCCCCCGCGCUCCUCGAACGAGGCGAGUGAGACAGUGAUCGAUAGCCCCCUGAUAGACCCACUACCUAAAGAAGAGGGGGGCAAAGUUACCUCUGACGAGGAAGAGGUUGUUCCAGCUGUGAGCCAGGGCGUGGUCGAAGCUACCAGCCCCUCACAGCAAUCUUUAUUUGACUUCGGUGAGUGCCCAGCCUGGCUAACAGAUCUGCUUGAGGGUGAUGAUGAGAAAACUGUGUCAAGUGAGGCAACGGAUGAGCUGCCCCUCCCUGAUCCUCAUGCGAUUGAGGAGCUAUUGGCCCUGAUGGACAAAGUCAAAAGUCCCGCCACUGACUCCCUCAUCGCUCCCGCCUGCGAAACAAAUCAUAUAUCGACUCUAGCAGGAGAGGUGGAUAACACGGCCGCUCACCCUAACAAUACAUACAAGUUCUCUAUCGCUGAUUGCAGCACAUUGGAAGAGCUACUUGCUCCUGCAGACGAGGUCAGCACCGUGGCAGAGCCUGUUGACAGCCAACAAGACUUUAAGGCUGAACCAGACGAGACCCCCCUUCCUGACCCAAGUACCAUGCGGGAGCUACUUGCUCUUGCAGACGAGGUCAGCACCGCGGCAGAGGGUAGUACAGUGCCUGUUGACAGCCAACAAGUCUCUGAUGCUGCACAAGAGGAGGCCCCACUUCCUUACCCCAGCACCAUGCAGGAGAUUUUGUCUCUUGUCGGGGAGGUGACGAGUGCUGUUGAGAGUGGUGAUUCCUCCAGCAACGCGAGUUGCGUUGAGUAUAUCGAGGAGGUCAUUGAAGAGGGUACUGUUCCUUCUUUCACCACGCCAACCGUCUAUCAAAGCCCCACGGUAACCGCUGAGGUGUGGUUCAGCCCUUACACUUGCACGUAUAUGAACAUGUCUGCUGAACUCGCCUCAGUCUUUUCCAGUUCUGUCGCCCCGUGGCCAUUGAGUAGCACUUCUGUGCCGGAGGUAACGUCACGCAAGCGCAGACGCAGUCAGAAAAUUAAUGAAGAGAAGACAAAGAGGAGAAGGACUGGGGACAAGUGGGGUGUGCCUCAGUAAAACGGAAUCUCCCUUCGGAGAACGGACAAGAGAGAAAUAUGGAUUUGUGAUUAGGAAUAGACAUUACAAAGUAGAGAUUACUCUAAUAACAUCCUUAAAAUCGAUUAUACCCAUGAGUCAUGGGUGGCAAUUAG